AUGCCGCUCUACGACUGUAUGCUUCUGUUCAAGCCAAUCAUCCGGAAGGAAGGGCUCAUCGAUCUCGUAGCGCGCAUCGGGAAACACGUUUACAGCAGAAAUGGCGUCCUCACCGAGAUCAAAUCCUUUGGCAAGGUCGAAUUGGGUUACGGUAUUAAGAAGCUCGACGGAAGACACUAUCAGGUUUUAGUUGAAUUCUUGAAGCAACAUCGUCCUGAUUGUGAAUAUCUGAUUCAUACUAGUCACUAA
Messenger RNA from Thlaspi arvense, 249 nucleotides. Lineage: Eukaryota; Viridiplantae; Streptophyta; Magnoliopsida; Brassicales; Brassicaceae. The record is from the annotation of a GenBank genome assembly.